Molecule: messenger RNA, 2490 nt
Organism: Triplophysa rosa
Lineage: Eukaryota; Metazoa; Chordata; Actinopteri; Cypriniformes; Nemacheilidae
Product: taste receptor type 1 member 1-like
Exons: 6
Coding region: 1-2490 (829 amino acids)
Biological process (GO): G protein-coupled receptor signaling pathway
Cellular component (GO): membrane
Molecular function (GO): G protein-coupled receptor activity
Source: RefSeq, a predicted model, not a curated record
AUGCUUCAGAGUCGCAUUUACACUUUCCUUGUGGGCUUUACUCAUUGUGUGUUUUUUAAAGUUUCUUGUUCAUCAUCUGAAUUCAGCUUAGAUGGCGAUUACUUAUUGGGUGGCCUUUUUCCAGUACAUGAAGUUGUACAGUCGACAGUCAUGCUCUCCCCAGAGGGUGUUGAAUGUAAAAGGCAUCCGUUCUCAAAAUCUGGUUAUCAUAUGUUCCAAGUAAUGAGGUUUGCUGUUGAGGAGAUUAAUAACUCUUCCUCCCUGCUGCCCAAUGUUUCUCUGGGCUAUGAGAUUUUUGACCAUUGUUCUGAAACUAAGAACUUCCCUUCAGUCUUCAAUUUAAUCUCAGAAAAGGGAUUGCUAAAACCUCAAGAAAAACUCAACAGCCAUCAUCCUAAAAUAAUUGCUUUAACAGGACCAUAUGGAAGCACAAGAACUCUUACCAUUGCACCAUUAGUCACAAUGGACCUUAUACCAUGGGUUCAAUAUGGAGCUGCCAGUCAUCAGUUAAAUGAUAAACUUCAGUAUCCAACUUUCAUAAGAGCAAUCCCUAGCAACAAAGACUUGAUACCGAUGAUUAUUCACAUCUUACAGUGGUAUGGAUGGAACUGGGUUGCCUUUCUUGGAGGUCCAGACAAUUACAGUGAAGAUGGUCUAAGUCUGUUUUACAAGUAUAUUAGCAAUACUGGCAUUUGCUUGGCCUAUCAAGAGACUCUUCACAUACGAGGAAACUACAAUCAAACACUUAAAAAUAUCAAUAUGCUAAACAUUAAUGUCAUUGUGGUUUUUGCUUUACCAAUAUAUGCAGAAACCACAUUGAAAGCUGCCAUAGCAAACAACGUCCGAGACAAAGUUUGGAUUGCUAGUCAAACAUGGUCUAUGAGUCAGCAGCUUCCAAGAGAGCCAGGAAUUAAGAAAAUUGGUACAGUUAUUGGCAUUACAGAGCGAUUAUUGUCAUUACCUGGAUUUGAUAAGUUCAUUUAUAAACUCAAAGCAACAACAAAUAAAGAUAAUAAUAGUAAUGUUUUAGUACAGGGGAAUAUUUGCAAUCAAGAAUGUAAGGAAAGUGCAUCGUUGACUGCAAAGGAAAUUAUAAAUGAAAAUCCCACAUUCUCCUUUGCCAUCUAUGCUGCCAUAUAUACCAUAGCUCAUGCCUUGCAUAAAGUUCUACAGUGUGACCCAGAUGAAUGCCGCAAAAAUACAACCUUUAAACCAUACAUGCUUCUGGGCGAAAUGAAGAAGUUGGAUUUUCCACUCAGUGGCCGUACAGUGAAAUAUGAUGUUAACGGCAAUCCAGUUGUCAAUUAUGCAGUCGUGCUGUGGCACACUGAAACAAAUCCUCCACGGACUGAGAUGGUGGGCACCUAUGACACGUAUCCAGAAAUUACUUUUGCAAUAGACAACUCUCUCAUGCCCUGGCGUAACAAUACUUCUGUUCCUUUCUCAAACUGCUCUGUUGAGUGUAGGGAGGGAUAUUCGAGGGAACAAGAGGGAUUUCAUGCUUGCUGUUUUCGGUGCAAAAAAUGCCCACAAAACACCUAUGUGGAUUAUUCUCGUGACCCUUAUACGUGUUAUCCAUGUGCAGAGAGCGAAUGGUCUGAUGAGGGCAGCACGACAUGUAAGAUUCGUUCUGUCGUCUAUCUUCAGUUCACAGAAAUCACCUCCAUUGUUGUCAUCUUUUUCACUGCAUGCCUGAUUACUCUGCUCAUUUUCAUCUUUUGUCUUUUCGCCUACAAUUCUAACACACCAGUGGUGAGGUCUGCUGGUGGCAACAUGUGUUUCCUUAUGUUGGCGUCUUUAACUAUGUCUAGCAUAAGUGUUUUCUUUUUCUUUGGACAACCCACGUCUGCAGACUGUAUCCUGAGAGAUUUCAUAUUUUCGUUUUUCUUCACUAUCUGUCUCUCCUGUAUGACUGUUCGUUCCUUUCAGAUUGUUUGCGUCUUCAAAAUGGCCGCCGAGUUCCCUAAACUACACGGCUUGUGGGUAAAGCACAACGGCCAGUGGCUCUUCAUUUUGUUUUCGUCUUUUCUUCAUUUUAUUUCUUGUGUUUUAUGGGCAACUGUCUCACCUGACCAUCCCUUCAGGGACUCAAUUACUUUUAAUGAUCAAACUAUGCUCAUUUGUGAGAGGAGAAACACGCUAACCAUCAGCAUAGUUUUGUUUAUAAGUUGGUUUCUUGGUUUUCUGUGUAUCUCGUUUUCUUACAUGGGAAGAGAUCUGCCAAAAAGUUACAAUGAGGCCAAAUCAAUUACCUUCAGUCUGCUUAUGUACUAUCUGAGCUGGAUUACAUACUUCACAAUUUAUCUCACUUUUAAAAGCAAAUAUGUCUUGCUUUUGAAUGCAUUGGCCCAAAUAUCCAGUAUAUAUGGAAUUCUCUUCAGCUACUUCAUACCAAAAUCUUACAUCAUGUUAUUUCAGCCCAAGAAGAACACUGCUGCAUACUUUCAAACAUCUAUUCAGAAUUACACCCAAACCAUUAGUAGGAGUUAA